AUGAGGAGAAGCCGCUGUCUCCAAUGACUGUAGAAGAAGAGGAAGAAGAAGAGAUGAAUCAAGAGCCUGAGGAGAUUAUGAUGGAGAUUCCGGUUGACGAAGGAAUUACUGAUAGCGAUGGAAAAGGUGAUGCCGAAGCAGCUGAGCCUCAAGAGAGAGUCGAAGCUACUAAAGAUGUGCAUACCAUUACUGAACUCAUCAGACCCGUUAGCUAUGCAGCAACUUUCGUCAAUGACAGGCAGGACGAUGUUUCAAUCACCUUUCUUGCCAAAACAGUAGUGAUGCAUUUCCCACAUUGUACUGUCCAUGCAUAUGCAUUUGCCUCAUUGUCCCUUGCUGCUGAAAUGGGUCGAGAUCCGACACCAAAUGAGUUACAUUUGCAUGUUCACACACAUGGUCAUGAUGGAAAAUCUUUCGUUGAUGAACGAUCCCAAAUCGUUCAUGAAAGAUAUGAAGAAAUAUUAUGAGAAAAAACAUUAUCUGAAUCUAAUAUUGAUAAAAAAGAAGGAUAAUACCAAGAUACCGGAGGAGAAAAGAAGCGAAGAGUAUUUGGUCUUGGAUUUGAAGCAAAAGGCUACUAUGAGCAAACUCUUUGUGUUU
Messenger RNA from Capsicum annuum, 600 nucleotides. RefSeq lists its product as uncharacterized. Gene Ontology annotation, biological process: heterochromatin formation. NCBI's taxonomy places the organism in Eukaryota, Viridiplantae, Streptophyta, Magnoliopsida, Solanales, Solanaceae. The record is from RefSeq and is a predicted model, not a curated record.